AAUUAGGCCGACAAGAUGAAGAGGCGGGCACAGACUGACUUGUCGCCAUUUGCCAUGACAUCUGCCUUACCAAAACCGGCGCUCCACGGGAUCGCCGUUUCUUCCCCGCAAGCAAUGUAGAAGUCAGACGUGAUUUGAUGCGGCGGUUGAAUUAGGCCCGCCAUCCAGGGGAUUUCAGUCCAAGAACGUAAAGGAAGAAGGCGGGGAGGCGGCGGCGGCGGCGGCGGCGGCGGCGGACGAGCACAAUGGGGAGGGUGUUUCUAGUUGAAUUGGGUGGCAGAGGUUACAGGUGCAGGUUCUGCAACAGCCCUCUUGCUCUUGCUGAUGACGUGCUCUCUAAGUCCUUCAAUUGCCGCCAGGGAAGGGCAUUCCUUUUCAGCAAUGUGGUGAAUAUAACAGUUGGAGCUGAAGAGGAAAGAUUGAUGAUUUCUGGUAUGCACACUGUUGAAGAUAUUUUCUGUUGCUGCUGUGGGCAAAUCCUCGGUUGGAAGUAUGUGGCUGCACAUGACAAGAACCAAAAAUACAAGGAAGGAAAAUUCGUUCUCGAGAGAUGGAGGAUCAUGGAGGAGGUCACGGACGAUUUUAGUUUGGAAGCCCACCCCGGUUUGAGCGACGCAGAGAACGCGUAGCAAGUCGUCGCGUUUUCUCU
This is a messenger RNA of Syzygium oleosum, 649 nucleotides long. Its product is annotated as protein yippee-like At5g53940. NCBI's taxonomy places the organism in Eukaryota, Viridiplantae, Streptophyta, Magnoliopsida, Myrtales, Myrtaceae. The coding region runs from base 246 to 629 and encodes 127 amino acids. Gene Ontology annotation, cellular component: ubiquitin ligase complex. The transcript is spliced from 5 exons. The record is from RefSeq and is a predicted model, not a curated record.